This is a messenger RNA of Conger conger (European conger), 2172 nucleotides long. RefSeq names its product potassium inwardly rectifying channel subfamily J member 11 (gene kcnj11). The record is from RefSeq and is a predicted model, not a curated record. Gene Ontology annotation, biological process: potassium ion import across plasma membrane; regulation of monoatomic ion transmembrane transport. The coding region runs from base 450 to 1592 and encodes 380 amino acids. The transcript has a single exon. Gene Ontology annotation, molecular function: ATP-activated inward rectifier potassium channel activity. Gene Ontology annotation, cellular component: plasma membrane. Lineage: Eukaryota; Metazoa; Chordata; Actinopteri; Anguilliformes; Congridae.
AUUUCAACUCAACCGAAUCGUCCGUGGUCAGUCCUCAAAGGCAUAGGUUCUCAAGAGUAGUAGAUUCGCGCAUUUCCACAACGGCGUCACCACGACGAUGAGACAGGGAUUUUUCAGGGGACGGGAUAGGAGUGCGCGGCUAUCAGGUUGCGAAGUGACGGGCAGCUCCAGCUGAGGUGAAAACAGAACCCUCGCCCGGGAAUGUGGCGGCUGCGAACCGCCUGAUCCGGACAAGGCGAGCGGUGCGCGCACACUUUUAGAAAGCAGCUGACAGCAGUUCUAUUCGGCCAGCUGUCGCCGGGACUAGUGCUGUGAUGGGUGAGUCUCUUUCGUCCAGGAAACGCGUCCAGGAGGGCUAUCCCGUGUCUCGCGAAGCGGAGCUGGUGACACAGAGGUAACACGCGUCCGCCCGAGGAAAGGUUGUGCUGUUGCCGUAGCAUGGGAGCGCUAUGUUGUCCAGAAAGGGGUUUCUUCCUGAAGACUACGUGCUGACACGUUUGGCGGAAGAUGUGCUGCAACCGAAGUACAAAGCCAAGCAGCGGAAGGCUCGCUUUGUGGGCAAAAACGGAAGCUGCAAUGUGGCCCACACGAACAUUCGCGAGCAAGGACGGUUUCUGCAAGACGUAUUCACCACCUUAGUCGAUUUAAAAUGGCUCCACACACUCAUCAUAUUUACUAUGUCAUUCUUGUGCAGUUGGCUGCUGUUUGGCAUGAUAUGGUGGCUUUUGGCUUUUGCUCACGGAGACCUGGACCAGAAUAGUGACGACUUUGUCCCCUGCGUCACCAGCAUUCACUCGUUCUCUUCUGCGUUCCUGUUCUCAAUCGAGGUGCAGGUGACCAUCGGUUUCGGCGGACGCAUGGUGACGGAGGAGUGCGUCUCCGCCAUCAUUAUGCUGAUCGUCCAGAACAUCGUGGGCCUGGUCAUCAACGCGAUCAUGCUGGGCUGCAUCUUCAUGAAAACGGCGCAGGCCAACCGACGCGCGGAGACGCUGAUUUUCAGCAAGCAUGCGGUCAUCGCCGUGCGAAACGGCAAACUCUGCUUCAUGAUCCGCAUCGGGGACCUCAGGAAGAGCAUGAUCAUCAGCGCCGCGGUCAGAAUGCAGGUGGUGCGACGGACCACCACGCAGGAAGGGGAGGUGAUCCCCCUCGACCAAAUUGACAUUCAGAUGGAUAAUCCCGUGGGGACGAACGGCGUCUUUCUCGUGUCCCCCCUCAUCAUAUGCCACGUCAUUGACAAAAGCAGCCCCAUGUACCAGCUGUCCGCGGAGAGCCUGCAGCAGGAGGACAUCGAGGUGAUCGUGAUUCUGGAAGGGGUCGUGGAAACCACCGGCAUCACCACGCAGGCCCGCACGUCUUACCUGUCAGACGAGAUACUGUGGGGCCAGCGCUUCGUGCCCACCGUGACGGAAGAGGACGGCAUGUACGCCGUGGACUACUCCAAGUUCGGAAACACGGUGAAAGUGUCAACGCCGAGCUGCAGCGCGAGGCAGCUGGAGCAGGAGGGCGGCCUGCCGCCGUUAAAGCGUCAGGAGGCUUCCGUCCGAAGACGGCGUCCCUCUUUAAAAAUGAAGCAGCUCAGCAUCUCGCCGUAAUUCUGACAUGGGGUGACUGUUGUUUUCCAAGUGUUUUGCUACACUUAAACGUUCAUAUAUUUGUGGCAAAUAUAUCCAAGUAAAGGUGAACGUAUUUUUCUAUAUGUUGUAAUGUUUUAUUUAACUUUCUUUGUUGUUGUUUGUUUCGUUUUGCAAAAUGACUGCAGUUUUAUAGCCUGCAUUUUAUACAAUGACUGUACCUUGUACUGUACAGGAACCAAUAGAAAUACAUGUAUGCACUACUUAAAUGCAAUGUAGUAAGAUUGUCGGGCAAAUGUUCUUGCGCCGAAAUAUCUUAUUGACAGCGGGAUCCUGCAUGGAGUCCUCGACGCAUGCGUCCAAUAACUUUUGUCGUUGCACAUAAACUCAGGGUUCAAUAAGAAAUGUGCACAGCUAAAAUCAAAUAUGCAAUGUCAUGUUUAUAAUUACGUGUUUAUAAUUACGUUUAUAAGUAGGCCUGUGGACACAUUACGCACGCUUGUAUCUUUAAUAUAUCAUGGCUGCACGUAAACAAUAGCGGACUUCUGCCUUUUCAAAUAAACUGCAAGGUCCAUUGUAUAAGUACACUGGAGAAUAUGUA